AUGGGCUCGACUUCUGACUCAUCCAUUGUUCGACUUAACAUUGUUAACUCUGAUAGAGCUCAAAGUGAUGUGCUUCCUCAACCAUCUUCAUGUUCGGUGUUGAUGCAGGGAUAUGUGUUCAUAGACAGAGAUGGAACGCAUUUCCGUCAUAUAUUAAACUGGUUGCGUGACGGCAUUGCUCCCAGUCUAUCAGAUCCUGAUUGUUCUGAACUUUUGCGUGAAGCAGACUACUAUCAGCUUCUAGGGCUGAAAGAGAGAAUAAAAGAUUCGAGAAUAGAAGCUUGUGAAGUAGAAGCUGAAUUAACGCGUGUGGAUGUCAUCAAAUGUAUACAGUUUGAACGAGUCAGGUUCCGAGGGGUUAAUCUUUCUGGAAUUGAUCUUUCUAAACUGGAUCUAUCCCUUGUGGAUUUCAGCUAUGCUUGUCUCAGGAAUGUGUUUUUCUCUCGUACAAAUCUUCAAUGUGCCAAAUUUCGGGAUGCUGAUUGUGAGGGAUCCAUCUUUCACAAUGCUAUAUUGCGAGAGUGUGAGUUUACUGGAGCAAAUCUCAGAGGAGCAUUGUUAGCUGGUACAAAUCUUCAGAGUGCUAAUUUACAAGAUGCUUGCUUAGUGGACUGUAGCUUCUGUGGUGCAGAUCUCCGCUCUGCCCAUUUGCAGAAUGCAGACCUUACAAAUGCCAACUUAGAAGGAGCAAAUCUAGAAGGUGCAAAUUUGAAGGGUGCAAAGUUGAGUAAUGCCAACCUCAAAGCAGCAAACCUUCAACGAGCGUACUUGAGGCAUGUGAAUCUGCGAGAAGCGCACUUGGAAGGGGCAAACCUCGGUGGCGCUAAUAUGACCGGUGCUAUCCGAUAA
Messenger RNA from Microthlaspi erraticum, 849 nucleotides. Lineage: Eukaryota; Viridiplantae; Streptophyta; Magnoliopsida; Brassicales; Brassicaceae. The record is from the annotation of a GenBank genome assembly.